UCCUUACUGUAUUACAAGGAUCCAUCAGCUGUCACCGAACCAUAGAGCUUGCGAUCAAACCCCCUCCUCAUCCUGCUCACUGCCCCACCAGGACCACCAGACAGAUCACAAUCCACCAUCCAUAUUCAUGGAAUGACCUUUACAGCUCCAGGACACCUAAUACCCCAUCAUCCACCUCCUCUGACCCCCAAGAUGCCUUGUUACCCCCGGGCCUGAGCAGUCUGCAGGGAGCCCAGAGCUUGCACUUAGUUUUCUCUACUCACCACAGAAGUCCCCACAGAGACAAGUCCUGUCCUGAUCCACAAUGCAGAAAGUCAUGGAAAACUCACAGAAGUUUCGAAUUGAUGCCCUCCUGGCUGAAGAGCGCCCCCGUGUGGCCCCAGCUCAGGGCAGAGAGCCGUGUCUAGCGCAAUCUGCCCACCUAUCGCCACUUUACCCUAAGACUGGUUUCCUGCCGCUGCACGGACUGUACCCCGCACCCCUCUACCACAUGCCCCCCAUGGGCACCGUGCACCACCACUUCCCAUACAGCAGCUUCUCAGGGGUCCCAGGACCGGAGCAGAUAAAAGCCUCCCUGCCCCUGGAGCACUGGCUGAGGGCCGGACUACUCCUGCACAGGGGACCCGAACUGCACGCCUCUGCCCAGGCCGGACUGAUGGGGAAGUGCAGACGCCCGCGGACGGCGUUCACCAGCCAACAACUGCUGGAACUGGAAAACCAAUUCAAGCUCAACAAGUAUCUGUCCCGGCCGAAGCGAUUCGAGGUGGCGACUUCCCUCAUGUUAACUGAAACUCAGGUAAAGAUUUGGUUCCAGAACCGAAGGAUGAAAUGGAAGAGGAGCCGUAAAGUCAAAGAACAGGGACCGUCCAGCCAUGGCGACCGACAGAGGUCCGAGGACAAAGCGCCACCUAAAGACGAUGAAGACGAGGAGGAGGAAGAAGAUGAGGAAGAGGACGCCGGGUACCAGAGAGCAGAGCGCAGCACGGACAUCCUGCGGCUUCCCGCCCAGCGCAGCUACAGCCCGGAAUCCUUCUGCUCAGAGGAAGAGACUGCGGCCAUGUCCUCUCUAUAAGACACGGACAGUGGGCAAUGGAGACCCCAAUAUCUCAAUUAUUUAUUGACCAUGGACUGAUACCUCCAUGCAUACCAUAAUUUAUAUGUAUUUAACUAUCUGUAGAGGUUAUGUGGGGGGGGGGGGGGGGAAGGGUGGAGGCGCAAGGGGUUAAACUGCCCUGUGAGCUCUUAUGUUCGCCUCCGAUAUAGAAUAGAGACUGCAAAAUUAUAGGAGGGUUUACAGAUUUUAUACACGUUAAAAAAAAAAAGUUCUGAAAAAAUUUGCCGACUUUCAAUUCAUCACCCUUUUCAAAAUCUCUGCUUGCUGUCAGUAAAUGGAAGCAGAGGGCGAAAAAAAAAAAAAACGUACGGACCCCAAUACUUAGGCUGGGUUCACACUGUGUGGAUGUUUCCCUUUAGAGGAUAUGAUAUAUAUAUAUAUAUAUAUAUAUAUAUAUAUAUAUAUAUACCGUAUAUAAAAAC
Molecule: messenger RNA, 1536 nt
Organism: Hyla sarda
Lineage: Eukaryota; Metazoa; Chordata; Amphibia; Anura; Hylidae
Product: motor neuron and pancreas homeobox protein 1-like
Exons: 3
Coding region: 305-1072 (255 amino acids)
Biological process (GO): central nervous system development; regulation of DNA-templated transcription; neuron projection morphogenesis
Cellular component (GO): nucleus
Molecular function (GO): sequence-specific double-stranded DNA binding; DNA-binding transcription factor activity, RNA polymerase II-specific
Source: RefSeq, a predicted model, not a curated record